Molecule: messenger RNA, 639 nt
Organism: Chrysemys picta bellii (western painted turtle)
Lineage: Eukaryota; Metazoa; Chordata; Testudines; Emydidae
Source: RefSeq, a predicted model, not a curated record
GACGUCAGCCUUCACUUCGUGCUGUGGGGCUGCCUGCAUGUCUACCAGCACAUGAUCGACAAGGCGGAGGAUGUGUGCCUCUUCCUGACGCAGCCCGGAGAGAUGGUGGGCCAGCUGGCUGUGCUGACCGGGAAGCCCCUCAUCUUCACCAUCAAGGCCAACCGUGACUGCACCUUCUUCAAGAUCUCCAAGUCGGACUUCUACGAAAUCAUGCAGGAACAGCCCAGUGUGGUGCUGAGUGUCACCCAUACUGUGGCCGCCCGCAUGUCCCCAUUCGUGCGCCAGAUGGACUUUGCCAUCGACUGGAUGGCGGUGGAGGCCGGACGGGCCUUGUACAGGCAGGGCGACAAGUCCGACUGCACCUACAUCAUGCUGAAUGGGCGUCUGCGCUCUGUCAUCCAGAAAGGCAGUGGCAAGAAGGAACUGGUCGGGGAGUACGGUCGUGGUGACCUCAUUGGAGUGGUGGAAGCUCUGACCAGGCAGCCCCGAGCCACCACCGUGAGAGACACAGAGCUGGCCAAGCUGCCCGAGGGCACUCUGAACAACAUUAAGCGCAGAUACCCCCAGGUACCGGGGCAGGGUGGGUGCCAUCCCUCCCUGCAGGAAACAGCCCAUCCCAGUGCCUCAGCUGGCCACCUU